Exophiala dermatitidis NIH/UT8656 is the source of this 1149-nucleotide messenger RNA. RefSeq names its product mannose-1-phosphate guanyltransferase. Gene Ontology annotation, molecular function: GTP binding; mannose-1-phosphate guanylyltransferase (GTP) activity. NCBI's taxonomy places the organism in Eukaryota, Fungi, Ascomycota, Eurotiomycetes, Chaetothyriales, Herpotrichiellaceae. The coding region runs from base 1 to 1149 and encodes 382 amino acids. Gene Ontology annotation, cellular component: cytoplasm. The record is from RefSeq and is a predicted model, not a curated record. The transcript is spliced from 4 exons. Gene Ontology annotation, biological process: cell wall mannoprotein biosynthetic process; GDP-mannose biosynthetic process.
AUGAAGGCCCUUAUUCUUGUCGGUGGCUUCGGCACCAGACUGCGACCUCUGACCCUGACCCUUCCCAAACCCCUGGUUGAGUUCGCCAACCGUCCUAUGAUCCUGCACCAGGUCGAGGCUCUCGCGGCAGCCGGCGUCACCGAUAUCGUCCUUGCCGUCAACUACCGCCCAGAUGUCAUGACCGGUGCGCUGAAGAAAUACGAGGAGAUGUACAACGUCAAAAUCACAUUUUCCGUCGAGACGGAACCCCUGGGAACUGCCGGCCCCCUGAAGUUGGCAGAGAAGAUCCUGGGCAAGGACGACAAGCCGUUCUUUGUCCUCAACUCGGAUGUCAUUUGCGAAUACCCCUUCAAGCAAUUGGCCGAGUUCCACGCUUCCCACGGCGAUGAGGGCACCAUCGUCGUCACCAAGGUGGAAGAGCCCAGCAAAUACGGUGUCAUUGUCCACAAGCCCAACCACCCGUCUCGCAUCGACCGUUUCGUCGAGAAGCCCGUCGAAUUCGUCGGCAACCGCAUCAACGCCGGCAUCUACAUUUUCAACCCGUCCAUCUUGAAGAGAAUCGAACUACGACCCACGUCCAUCGAGCAAGAGACCUUCCCGGCAAUCUGCAAGGACGGCCAACUGCACUCGUUCGACCUCGAGGGAUUCUGGAUGGAUGUCGGUCAGCCCAAGGAUUUCUUGAGCGGCACUUGCUUGUACCUGUCUUCCCUGGCCAAGCACAACCCAAAGGCGCUCGUGCCCAACACCGAGCCUUACGUCUACGGCGGAAACGUUCUGGUCGACCCCACGGCCAAAAUUGGCAAGAACUGCCGCAUUGGACCUAACGUCACCAUUGGACCGGGCUGCGUGGUCGGCGAUGGCGUCCGACUCCAGCGAUGUGUGCUUUUGGAGGACAGCAAGGUUAAGGAUCAUGCCUGGGUCAAGUCGGCCAUUGUUGGAUGGCGAUCAACUGUCGGCCGCUGGGCUCGUCUGGAAAACGUGACGGUUCUCGGCGAUGAUGUCUCGAUUGGCGACGAAAUCUACGUCAACGGUGGAAGCGUCCUCCCCCACAAGAGCAUCAAGGCCAACGUUGAGGGUGAGUCAAUUGCGAUGAAUGUAUACCAGAGUUUCAUGCUAAUGUCACCUGCAGUGCCGUCUAUCAUCAUGUAA